UAAUCAUUAUCUGUGCAUGUUUGUCAAACAUUUAUGUCAAAGUGUCAAAACUGGUGGUUUCUAGCAUUAUUGUAUCUUGUUUGUACCAGACGUGUUGUGUGCCGGCAUGGCCGCCGAUGUGGCGGAGGAGUUUAAUCUCCCGUACUAUGUUUUCUACACGUCCGGCGCGGCGGCGCUCGGGCUUCAGCUCCACCUUUUGAGCCUCGCGGAGGAGAAUGGCGGAGAGGCGACAGGGCCCGGCGGCUGCGGCGUGGAUUCCGAUUAUCUGAAUGUCCCCACUUAUGUCCGGCCGUUUCCGGCGAAGCUACUGCCGUCGAUCAUGCUGGACAGAAAUGGCGGCUGUGAUUUGAUUCUUGAUCUCUUCAGGAAAAUAAAGAACAAGGCGAAGGGUAUUAUUGUCAACACGUUUCUUGAGCUCGAACCUCACGCCGUUAAAUCCCUGUGUGGGGACCACUACUCAAACUCUCCGCCGCCGGUUUACUCCGUCGGACCGGUUCUAAACCUCCGGGAUCUUUCCACGGAAGAGGUCAAUUCUCGAAAUCCAGGAGAAGAAGAGGAUUAUAUAUUCCCUCCAUCCCGAAAUAAGGAAUUUUAUUUUGAGAAAAAGGGAGUAUAUGAGUGGUUGGAUGGUCAGUCUGAAUCUUCUGUGGUCUUUCUUUGCUUCGGAAGUGCGGGUUUCUUCCCAGAGGAACAACUGAAUGAGAUCGCUCAUGCUCUCGAGGUUAGCAAGCAGAGGUUCGUGUGGGCCAUACGGCCACCGCUUGAAGUCUCGUGGUUAGAAUUGUUCUUGAGAAGGACAGAAGGGCAGGGGAAGGUGGUGCUGAGUUGGGCCCCACAAGCGGCCAUACUGGGACACUCAGCCGUAGGAGGCUUCGUCUCCCACUGCGGAUGGAACUCGAUACUCGAAAGCAUUUGGUUCGGAAAACCGAUAGCGGCGUGGCCGAUCUACGGCGAGCAACAGGCAAACGCGUUCCAACUGAUUGAAGAGAUAGGUGUGGGUGUGGAUAUCAAAAUGGACUACAAAAUGGAGUAUCCAAACAAGGUUUCAAAUACACUUGUGAGGGCAAAAGAGAUAGAGAGGGGAAUCAAAAGUCUAAUGGAUCCUACAAAUCCCAUUAGGUUAAAGGCGGGAGAAAUGAAGGAAAGAAGCCGUUUGACACUCAUGAAAGGUGGAUCUUCCCAUACUUCUCUUGAACGCUUCAUUCAGCAAGUCUGCAACAAUGUGAAUUAGCAUUUGGGCCAGCCCAUAUAGGCCUAGAUAUAUAUAUUUGGGCCGGUCAAGUCCGUUCCUUCUCAUCAUAUGGGCCCAAUAUGAUUAAGGUGAUCCAAAUAAAAUAUUUGAUUUGUAUGAAAAAUGACAAUUGAUUAUUGCUUACUCUCAAUUAUUUAUAUUCCGGCUUUGAGUGUCCAUCCGGUUUGAAUUUUUUAGUCCAAUUAGAUGAACUUUGGUCAUCAAUUAAUUGGGGUAUAAAAU
Molecule: messenger RNA, 1474 nt
Organism: Cuscuta campestris
Lineage: Eukaryota; Viridiplantae; Streptophyta; Magnoliopsida; Solanales; Convolvulaceae
Source: the annotation of a GenBank genome assembly